Molecule: messenger RNA, 2673 nt
Organism: Bactrocera tryoni
Lineage: Eukaryota; Metazoa; Arthropoda; Insecta; Diptera; Tephritidae
Product: sodium-dependent nutrient amino acid transporter 1
Exons: 6
Coding region: 869-2530 (553 amino acids)
Biological process (GO): sodium ion transmembrane transport
Cellular component (GO): membrane
Molecular function (GO): L-amino acid transmembrane transporter activity
Source: RefSeq, a predicted model, not a curated record
UAAAUAAUUACUGUAAGAUUGUAUUUGUAUUACUAACCGACAUGCUCAGUAAGAUAUAACAUAUUUGUGCUUUCAAAAAUUUCCCUGUCAUCCAUUCAAUUCCCUUAUUUCCUUGGUAUUCAGUUAUAAUCAAGAACCAUUUGGAAUGCAUAUGUAUGCAUGAUGCUGAUUUUACAGUUAUUGCGUGAGACAUUCAUAAAUAAAAUCGAUUUAAUUAAUCAAUAAAAACUGCUUCGAGCCGACACGUCAAAUUGAAAUAUUUUCACAAAACAGUUUGCCUAAGUACCCUGUCGGGAAAAUGCUUCGGCACUUUACCAAAAGAGAGAAUUUUGUAUCGCGAUGUUCAAGGAAGAUACAAUUCUUUUCCCUUCUUCACUUUUCUAUAUUUUCGACCAUGUAUAGAUGUGAGUACGAAGCAUUAAAAAAUAGGUCGAUUAAGAAAAACGAAAGUGUAAAUCGGUUUUGUGAUUGAAAGUUUCAACUUUAAACAAUCGAACUCGCGUCAUUAACAAUUAAGAGGUCAUGACUCAACCCGCGAUUAAAACACAGAUGUUUUUUUUUUAGUAUAAACCUUUAUUGUAAUUUCCAUUAUAAUACUAAUUUCCACUUAUUAUAGCAACAAGCAAAAGCAAUUUAGCUGGCUAAUUCGGAUUCACAGAUUACUCCUAAAGAGGAGACUGACACUCCUCGCAGUGGUUCCGAAUAGGUCCGUCUUAAUUGUCUUAUAAUGUGAAUCAAAUAGCAGAUAAAUAUAUAGUCAAAACAAAUAAAACAAGGGGCAGUUACUUCAACUAAACACGAGUAUAAACAGCUUUACAACUCGGAUCAACCGCAAGCCGAACUAGUUUGUUAAUUGCAUUCCUACGUAAUGUUUAUUAUCAAAUUCUGGACAGAAAUAUACCACUUACUAACUGCUUCAGAACAGAAGCAAACCUUAUUAGUUCAAUUUAUAUUUCCUGUAAUCAUUUUAAUCUGUAUUUUGUGUAUUGGCUUAGGGCAGGCUUUCAUGGUAUACCUAUUGGCUACAUAUUACGAGUCCAUAUGUGCACUUAUCGCAUACUAUCUGGUGCAAUCAUUCCGUGACCCGCUGCCCUGGUCCUACUGUCGACCGGAGUGGGGAUCGAAUUGUUUUGAUUCUGCGCCUCAUAGUUGGCUCGAUGGAGCCAAAUUCAUAGACACAGUUCGAACUGGCAAUUGGAGUUUGGUUUACAGUAAUCUAACAAAGGACUAUAAUAAGCGCAUAAUCUCGAGUUCGGAAUUUUAUUUUGUCAAGGAUGUACUGCGCGAGAAGGAUAACAUUGAUGACGGCAUUGGUUUGCCGAACUGGGAACUGGUGUUAGGACUUCUUGUAUCGUGGACAACAAUAUUUUUCGUUGUACACAGAGGUGUGAAAAGUUCAGGCAAAGCUUCAUAUUUUUUGGCUUUAUUUCCCUAUGUAAUCAUGGCUGUGUUAUUGGUGCGCGCAGUCACUUUACCAGGUUCCGCGGACGGCAUAAUCUUCUUUAUAAAACCCGAUUGGAGCAAAAUUCUGGACCCUAAGGUUUGGUAUGCCGCCGUCACUCAGUGCUUUUACUCACUAUCCGUCUGCUUUGGUAACAUAAUCAUGUACGCUUCGUACAACAAGUUUGAUCAUAACAUACAUCGCGACGCAAUGAUUGUCACCACAUUGGAUACGUUCACAUCCCUUAUUUCGGGCUUUACCAUAUUUGGCAUUUUGGGUAAUUUGGCCUAUGAAAUUGGUACGGAUGACAUCGGUACAGUAGUUAAAGGUGGCACCGGACUUGCAUUUAUUUCGUACCCGGAUGCGAUUUCCAAAUUCAAAACGUUGCCGCAAAUAUUUUCAGUAUUGUUCUUCCUGAUGCUCUUCAUUCUUGGCAUCGGCUCAAACAUAGCAAUGACGUCAUGUACCAUAACGGCAAUACGAGACAGCUUUCCCCACAUUAAGCAAUGGCACUGUGCAUUGGCUAUAUCCGUUAUUAGUUUCUUUAUUGGGUUAGCUUAUGUGACACCGGGAGGUCAAUUUAUUUUGACUUUGGUGGACUUCUAUGGCGCUUCUAUGAUCGCACUGAUUUUAGGCAUACUGGAGCUCUAUGUUUUGGGUUGGGUUUAUGGCGUGGAUCGGCUAUGCACGGACAUCGAAUUCAUGAUAGGCCAUAGAGUAGGGAACUAUUGGCGUUGGUGUUGGGCACUCAUCACACCCGGCAUUAUGACAUUGAUUCUGAUUUACUUUUAUGCGACAUAUGAAUCGUUAACCUACAACAAUGUUCACUAUCCAAGCUGGGCAUAUGCAUUAGGUUGGACAAUUACUGCCUUGGGUGUUCUCCAAGUUCCAAUAUGGGCAAUAGUGGCUAUUAUACGCCAACCAGGAAAAAGUUUAACCGAGAAAGUCCAUGGUGCGUUCAGACCCGAAAGUAACUGGGGUCCAUCAGAUCACUUACUUCGCGAACAAUACAACAAAGAUGUGGCACACGGCAACGACUUGAGUAACACAAGUUGCUGGAGUAAAAUCAAGAAGAACUUAACUGGUUAACCAUUUUGAUCAAGUGAUUUUUAAAACAGCGGGUGCUGUUUACGGCUUGCCAAAUUUUAGUAUUAUAGAUAUUAAAAUAAAUGUGAAAACUUAUUAUCUAAAUUUUCUUAAACAUGUACUUACCAUAAUUUAAAAUACUUCGC